Brettanomyces nanus is the source of this 966-nucleotide messenger RNA. RefSeq lists its product as uncharacterized. The record is from RefSeq and is a predicted model, not a curated record. Lineage: Eukaryota; Fungi; Ascomycota; Pichiomycetes; Pichiales; Pichiaceae. Gene Ontology annotation, biological process: meiotic DNA double-strand break formation; reciprocal meiotic recombination; meiotic DNA double-strand break processing. Bases 1 to 966 code for a protein of 321 amino acids. The transcript has a single exon. Gene Ontology annotation, molecular function: DNA topoisomerase type II (double strand cut, ATP-hydrolyzing) activity; ATP binding; DNA binding. Gene Ontology annotation, cellular component: nuclear chromosome.
AUGUCGGUCACGUUUCCUUCGUUUGACGAUAAAGAGGCCCUACGGUUCGCCAGAUACAUCAAAGUUAUGAGAAUACUUGUUGAUAACCUCUGUUCAAAAACAAGUAUUACUACAAAAAGGCAAAUAUACUAUUCAGAUGUAGCUCUAUUUCAGAACCAGAGAAUUGUUGACGAAUAUGUUGGCAAUAUUGUCGGUUGUUUGGGUGUUAAUAUUGAAUCUUUGGGAAUAAUGGCUUCACAGAAAGGAUUGGUUUUCGGCAAUCUACAAUUCCAAUACCAAGGCCACAAGAAUAUCAACAUCAGCGAAAUCGAUGGAGCGACACUUAUUCCAUUGAUCUCGUUAAACUCGAAAAGUCAAGAUUUUAAGUUUUCCCAAGAAGCUCUCUUUGAUGAGAUCAUCGUGGUGGAAAAGGAUUCCAUUUUCAGAAGUCUAUGUCAGGCUUUACGAGGCCAAAGGAAGUUGAUCGUCACUGCCAAGGGUUUCCCUGACAGACUAACGAAAGUGUUUGUAUAUUUUGUAUGCAGUCAUUUUAGCAAAGUACCGGUCUCAUGCCUUGUUGAUAGCGAUGUCUACGGACUUCUGAUUUACUACGAGUACAAAUAUUCACCUGCAGUGCAGUUAUCAAUAGGAACAGGCAAACGGCUCAAAAGGGAAACAAUAGCAAUAAGAAUUGGCGAGCACGGGGAAACGGAGACUAUCAGAUAUCAAUCAUCAUGUGGUCGAUUAAAAUAUGAAGGGGUUCGGUUAUUUGAUCGCCAGAUUGCAAAUUUGACAGUGAACAAGGUGUCCGUGUUGUUCCUUCCCAUUAAGUUAAGAGAUUUUAAGUGUAUGAUCAAGUUUCUAGGCCGGAUCCAGGCCCGUUCGUAUUCAAUACCAGGCACCGAUAAGGAAUCAGCAAAACUAGUUAGAGAAUUACAAUUGGGGAUGUUCUUUAUGGUUAAGAAGGAAAUGCAAGAACCAGAAUAA